UGCUUUGAAAGUAAGUGGUUGUCUAAGUCACUGUUGCUGCUGAAUAUCCAGGCCUCUCUGGAACAUGAAGAGGGGAAGAUCCUGCGCCUGCAGCUUGAGCUCAACCAGGUGAAGUCUGAGAUUGACAGGAAGAUAGCAGAGAAAGAUGAGGAGAUCGACCAGCUGAAGAGAAACCACCUCAGAAUUGUGGACUCCAUGCAAAGCACCCUGGACGCUGAGAUCAGGAGCAGGAAUGAAGCCCUGAGGCUGAAGAAGAAGAUGGAGGGAGACCUGAAUGAAAUGGAGAUCCAGCUCAGCCAUGCCAACCGCCAGGCUGCCGAGGCACAAAAGAACCUGAGAAACACCCAGGCUGUGCUCAAGGACACCCAGCUGCACUUGGACGAUGCUAUCAGGACCCAGGAUGACCUGAAGGAGCAGGUGGCCAUGGUGGAGCGCAGAGCAAACCUGCUGCAGGCUGAAGUGGAGGAGCUACGGGCAGCCCUGGAGCAGACGGAGCGGUCGAGGAAAUUGGCUGAGCAGGAGCUCCUGGAUGCCACUGAACGUGCGCAGCUCCUCCAUACCCAGAACACCAGCUUGAUCAACACCAAGAAGAAGCUGGAGACGGACAUUUCUCAGAUUCAGAGCGAAAUGGAGGAUACCAUCCAGGAAGCCCGCAAUGCUGAAGAGAAGGCCAAGAAGGCCAUCACAGAUGUGAGUCGGGGCUCCUUUCAUUGCUGGUGGUCAGUGUAUUCUCCCCAAAAUGAGGAGCUCUCCAAUGUCAACCUCUCCAAGUUCCGCAAGAUCCAGCACGAGCUGGAGGAAGCCGAGGAACGGGCUGACAUUGCAGAGUCCCAGGUCAACAAGCUCCGAGUGAAGAGCCGGGACAUGCACGGAAAGAAGAUAGAAGAGGAAGAGUGA
This is a messenger RNA of Empidonax traillii (willow flycatcher), 897 nucleotides long. RefSeq names its product myosin heavy chain, skeletal muscle-like. NCBI's taxonomy places the organism in Eukaryota, Metazoa, Chordata, Aves, Passeriformes, Tyrannidae. The transcript is spliced from 4 exons. The record is from RefSeq and is a predicted model, not a curated record. The annotation marks the transcript as partial. Gene Ontology annotation, cellular component: myosin complex.